CCCGCCGCGGGCAGCCAACCCCUCCCGGCCGAGGGAGCCGACACCAAGACCUAUCUGUGGGCCAGGUACCACGAGAUGAAGAAGCUGGUCUACGAUCUCCUUCCACCAGGAGUCUGCAACCUCCUCAACCCGGCAGCCAUCUACGCAAACAAUGAGAUCAGCCUGGGAGAUGUUGAGAUAUAUGGCUUUGACUACGAUUACACAUUAGCACAAUACUCUAAUUUACUACACUCUAUGAUAUUCAAUACUGCCAGAGACAUCCUAAUAGAACAAUUCAAGUAUCCAGAAGGGCUUGCGAAGUAUGACUACAUUCCAGGGUUUGCCAUACGUGGACUUCACUAUGAUGUACAAAAGAGUCUUCUCAUGAAGAUCGAUGCUUUCCAUUAUGUCCAGCUGGGGACGGCAUAUAGAGGGCUUAAACCAGUGCCUGAUGAAGAGGUAAUCGAACUCUAUGGUGGUACGCAGCACAUCCCCCUGUACCAGAUGAGUGACUUCUAUGGCAAGGGUCCAUCACUUAAGCAGUUUAUGGACAUUUUUUCUCUUCCUGAAAUGACACUGCUCUCUUCAGUCAUUGAUUACUUCAUAACUCAUGGUAUUGAGUUUGACCAGGUGCACCUUUACAAGGAUAUAUCUGAUGCUAUUAGAGAUGUACAUGUGAAAGGAGUGAUGUACAAAUGGAUUGAAAAAGAUAUGGAACAGUAUAUUCUGCACGGGGAUGAAAUCUAUGCUGUGCUAAACCGACUGGUGAACCACAAGAAGAAACUCUUCCUCAUUACAAACAGUCCCUUUAGCUUUGUGGACAAAGGAAUGAAACACAUGGUUGGCAAGAACUGGCGGGACUUAUUUGACAUGGUCAUUGUGCAAGCUGACAAGCCCAACUUCUUCACUGAUCGGCGGAAACCUUUUAGAAAACUGGAUGAUAAUGGCUCACUGCAGUGGGACAAAAUAAACCAGCUGGAGAAAGGAAAGAUCUACAAAGAGGGUAACCUCUUUGACUUUCUGAGGCUGACAGGCUGGCGUGGGUCCAAAGUGCUCUACUUUGGUGACCAUCUGUACAGCGACCUGGCAGACCUCAUGCUGCGUCACGGCUGGAGGACUGGAGCCAUCGUUCCUGAACUGGAGACAGAGAUUCGGAUCAUAAACACAGAGCAGUACAUGCACUCCCUGACCUGGCAGCAGGCUCUGACAGGGCUGCUAGAGAGAAUGCAGAUGUAUCAGGAUGCGGAGUCAAAGCAAGUGUUGCUAGAGUGGAUGAAGGAACGUCAGGAGAUCAGGUCACUGACAAAGAACCUGUUCAACCCCCAGUUUGGAAGCAUCUUCCGCACGUUCCACAACCCCACGUACUUCUCUCGGCGGCUGGUGCGGUUCUCUGACAUCUACAUGGCCUCCAUCAUUGUGAAUUUCACCUUCUACCCCCGGCGCACCCCUCUGCAGCACGAGGCUCCACUCUGGAUGGAUCAGCUCUGCACAGGCUGCAUGAAAACCCCCUUCCUGGAGGAGAUGGUGCAUAUCCGGUGAGGGGACAGGUACUCGGGGCAGCAGCACAGCACGCAGCUGUACGUGGAGCCAGGAGCUCGGCCAGCAGCACCUCUGUCUACCACUAAAGGGCGUUUGACACUU
Molecule: messenger RNA, 1620 nt
Organism: Nestor notabilis (Kea)
Lineage: Eukaryota; Metazoa; Chordata; Aves; Psittaciformes; Psittacidae
Gene: NT5DC2
Product: 5'-nucleotidase domain containing 2
Molecular function (GO): 5'-nucleotidase activity
Source: RefSeq, a predicted model, not a curated record